Messenger RNA from Cercopithifilaria johnstoni, 657 nucleotides. NCBI's taxonomy places the organism in Eukaryota, Metazoa, Nematoda, Chromadorea, Rhabditida, Onchocercidae. The record is from the annotation of a GenBank genome assembly.
AUGUCAAAAGAAGUAGCGGGUAGAAGUAAAGUUAAGAAACGAAGGAAAGUGAGGCGAAAGAAAGUUCAUAAUGCGAGAGAAGUAGCUAUCGAAGAUGAACUCGUCAAAAACCGACUAAAUGCAAAAUUUAAAGUGAAAGCACAACGAUCAAAUGAUGAUGGUAUGCCAUGCUUAAGGCUAAGUAAAAAAGAACAAAUGGUAGUGAAAAAUGGUGAGAAACAUGAUGUUUUAUUGAAGAGGAGUCAAGAAGCAUUGUUGAAUCGUUUAAAUCAAGUUGAAUGUAAUGAAGUGAAGAUAGCAACUCGAUGGAAGUGCGCCCUGUGUCAGCAACGUACUUUACGUUCUUUUUUGGGUGACCUAUUUGGUCCAUACUUUAUACGAUUGAAUGGAAAUCACUGGCCUACACAUUUGGCUAAGAAACCACAAAAGAUAAAUGAACAAACAGAGAUAUACUGCGACAUCUGGCUUCAUGGUCCGUGUGCUGUAACAGCACCUGGCAUAUAUCUGGUUGGCAAUCAACUUGAGGGGCUGGAAACGAAAAUCAAUACUUUUUGGACACAGCAUUGUGCAGUAUGCAAUAAAGAGGGUGCAGCAAUUGAAAAUCGCGGCAAGUAUUAUCACUUUCCAUGCGCUGUGCAAAAAGGUUCCGAUCAUUAA